AUGGCUGCUGCUGCUGUCGCGUCCGGGGCCACCACAGGCCUCAUUGGCAUGUGGAAUGGGACCAAGGACGGAAGGUCUGAUGGCUACGUCGACUGGUCGAACGGUGUGACCAACGUCAACGACCCGAAGCAGCUCGAGAUCGAGGUCCAGGACAUCCGAACGCUAAGCCCCACUCCAUCUUAUGAGAAGGAUGGGUACGGACUCGUCCAACAUCAAUCAUCGUUGACUACUGAGGAAUUCCUCGCGGGCAGCACGCCUGAAGGCAAGGCCAUCAUUGAGGACGUCUACUUUAAGGAGGUUGCCGAGCUCGUGAAGAAGAUCACGGGCUCCUCCAACGUGCACCCGUACGUGUUCCGCGUGCGCCAGAACAACCAGAAGCCGGGGCAGUUCACGACCAAGAAGCUGUCGCACACGGCGCUGCCGGUGGCGCACGUCGACCGCGACGACGUGACGGGCGAGAAUGGCGUGCGCGAGGUGCUGGGCGACGUCGCCGACGAGCUGAUCGCCAAGCACAAGCGCUACGCCCAGGUCAACAUCUGGCGCACCAUUGGCGACCCGAUCCAGAAGUGGCCGCUGUGCUUCGUCAACCACGCCGACGUGCCCGACUGGAGCUACAAGACCCACAUGGCGCGCGUGUUCCCCGAGAACGACCCCCGCAUAGCCAUCCGCGGCGAGAAGACGCACGAUAGUGUCCUGAAGCACGACCCCGGGUACAAAUACCACUAUGCCAGCAACCUCGACGUCGAUGAGGCACUUGUCUUCUCCUCCUUCGACUCUGACAUGAGCAAGGUCAUCCCCCACGGGGCCUUCUGGGAUAAUUCGAGCUCGGAAGACGCACCAACAAGACGUUCCAUCGAAGUCCGUUCCUGGGUCUUCUUCGAUUGA
Molecule: messenger RNA, 885 nt
Organism: Anthostomella pinea
Lineage: Eukaryota; Fungi; Ascomycota; Sordariomycetes; Xylariales; Xylariaceae
Source: the annotation of a GenBank genome assembly